AUGGCAACUCUGGUGUCCGAUUCACUCGCAAAGAAGAACAAUGACAAGGCAUCAGCGAAUUCAACGGCACAGGUCAUUGGCGGACAUGGAACUAAUAGCUACUCCAACAACUCCUCCUACCAGAGAUUAUCGGUAAAUAUUGUGACCAAAAAAAUUGAAGAUGCAAUUAUGAAGAACCUUGAUGUGGAAACCCUCUCUUCAACAUCAAACAUAUUUCGUGUCGCAGAUUUUGGAUGUGGGGUUGGAUCAAACACAAUAAAUUCCAUGCAAGAUUUGCUCCAAAUCGUAAAGAAAAAGUACAUAUCUCAGUGUCCUACAUCUUCUCAGAUGCCUGAAUUUCAAGUGAUUUUCAACGACCAAUUCACAAACGAUUUCAAUACCCUCUUCACGUAUCUCCCACAAGACAAGCAAUACCUUGUAGCUUCCGUUCCUGGUUCUUUCCAUAACCAAGUAUUGCCCAAAUCAUCACUCCAUUUAGCCCAUUGCUCGUAUUCGUUGCAUUGGCUUUCUCGGUUGCCGAAGGAGCUGCGAGACGAGCGUUCUCCGGCGUGGAACAAAGGCAAGAUUCACUACACCAGUGCUCCACCUGAAGUUUUAAUGGCGUAUGCGACGCAGUUCGCUGAGGAUUUAGACAAUUUCUUGAGUGCCAGAGGUCGAGAGAUGGUGUCGGGAGGGAUGAUUGUGAUUGUUGGGUCAAGUAUUCCAGAUGGGAUGCCUUAUUCUCAAGUUGUGAACGGUAUAAUGUUCGAUUGCAUGGGUUCCAUCCUCAUGGACAUGGUGAAAACCGGAUCCAUCAGUGAAGCUGACGUGGAUGCAUUCAACCUGCCUAUAUAUGCUUGCCCUCCCGGGGAAUUCAUUGAGGGGGUCGAAAGAAACGGACUAUUCAGCAUAGAAGUGAUAGAACUGAUGAACCCUGCACCAUGGCUAAAAGGUCCCAUUGACAUCCCCGUCUUUGUGAAACAUGUAAGGGCUGCUAUGGAGGGAAUGUUCAGCAAUCAUUUUCCCAGCAAAUCCAUUGAUGAAUUGUUCGAUCACCUUGUCCUAAAACUAUCAGACAUUUCUCAGCAAUUGGAAUCAUGUUACAGGGAUGGACUUCAGCUAUUUGCCAUUUUAAAACGUAAAUAAAUCAACGCUUCAUUUCGAUAUCGUAACGAUGCUAUCAGAAAAGACUCUAUCUUGCAUGCAAACAUGUUUAAUAAGAUUCAGGUUUCUUGGAUUAUUUUCUUAAAGCAUAAAUUUGUACUUUGCUUGGAUAGAUUGCUGGUAUGAAUGAGCAAGUUUGUUCUCUGAUGGUUUGGAUCUAUAAUAAUUAGAAUCCCAUUUUCUGGGUUUCUUUUCUGUAUGUCAUUUUCUGAUAUCAGUUUUA
Messenger RNA from Gossypium arboreum, 1366 nucleotides. Its product is annotated as probable S-adenosylmethionine-dependent methyltransferase At5g37990. The record is from RefSeq and is a predicted model, not a curated record. The coding region runs from base 1 to 1125 and encodes 374 amino acids. Gene Ontology annotation, molecular function: S-adenosylmethionine-dependent methyltransferase activity. Gene Ontology annotation, biological process: methylation. The transcript has 3 exons. NCBI's taxonomy places the organism in Eukaryota, Viridiplantae, Streptophyta, Magnoliopsida, Malvales, Malvaceae.